AUGGAUAGAGACUCCUGUCUCAUGCUGCUUAAGCUUUCUGGAUUCAGUGAGAAGAGCGAUAUGGAAUUGACCAUCUCAGUCCCUACGUCAGCCAUAUUUAAAGCUUGUGGUCACGUUAUUGGCGCCAUGACCUACUUUUCUAUGGAACUACUGGAGCUUGUCCGCGCAUGCUUACCGGAAAUAGCGUCAAACUUGUUACUGGUGUUUGGAAAGGCGCUGAAGGGUGAAAAGUCUGUGACGGUGGAAAAUACUCAGUCGUUAGUGGAAAGCAAUGUGGGAAGCGAAAUAUUACAGCGAUUGAAUAUCCAAAUGGGCUCGGAUGCUGCUAGUAUACCGGAAGCAGUUCCGGAAAUGUUAGACAAAGUAUUCUGGGUAUUGUUCGCAGUCCAGGGAAACUCUGAGGCUGCUGGUGUCUGGUAG
Molecule: messenger RNA, 420 nt
Organism: Ylistrum balloti
Lineage: Eukaryota; Metazoa; Mollusca; Bivalvia; Pectinida; Pectinidae
Exons: 3
Coding region: 1-420 (139 amino acids)
Source: RefSeq, a predicted model, not a curated record